This is a messenger RNA of Rana temporaria (common frog), 2679 nucleotides long. Its product is annotated as gastrula zinc finger protein XlCGF26.1-like. Gene Ontology annotation, biological process: regulation of transcription by RNA polymerase II. The transcript has 2 exons. NCBI's taxonomy places the organism in Eukaryota, Metazoa, Chordata, Amphibia, Anura, Ranidae. The record is from RefSeq and is a predicted model, not a curated record. Gene Ontology annotation, molecular function: DNA-binding transcription factor activity, RNA polymerase II-specific; RNA polymerase II cis-regulatory region sequence-specific DNA binding. The coding region runs from base 226 to 1968 and encodes 580 amino acids.
UUCCCGGGAUUCCACACAGGAAGGUCACACCAUCCCCCACCAUCAUCAGGUAGGUGGAGUUGGGCAUGAAGAACUUGACACAUCUUAUUUUUUAUUAAAUCUGUUUUUCAUGUAUUGACAGAUGUUUUGUGGUUUUAGUGUGAAGAACUAAAAAAUGAAGUUAAAAAAGAAGAAGAAGAGACAUGCGUGAUUGGUGAUCAACAUCUAGCGGAGGAGGUUGGGAUAAUGGUGACUAUUAAAGAGGAGGAAUCUUCCCUAGAAAUAGGUUCAGAUGAACAUGAUGUCCAUCCCAACCAAUUAUCCAUAAAAUGUGAACAGAAUCUGGAUCUACAUCACAAAGAACACACCGCAGAGUGUCUGUUUUCCUGUUCCGAGUGCAGGAAAUGUUUUAGGUCAAGGAAAGACCUAGUGGAACAUCGAAGAUGCCACAGCGAAGAACAGAUAGUCGACAGCAGCGAGAUCCUCUAUUCGUGUCCAGAGUGCCGGAAAUCCUUUAAAAGACAUUGCGAACUUCGUAAACACCAAAGAGCUCACGUGAAAAAGUGGCCUUGCUCCGAAUGUGAGAAAACCUUCUUUACGAAACUCGAACUCAGUAACCACCAGAGAGUUCACACCGGCGGGGAGACCUUCUCGUGUUCCGAGUGCGGGAAAUAUUUCAAGUCAAAAUCCCGACUCUAUACGCACGAUAAACAGUGCCACCGCGAGAAACAGACGUUGGGCUAUUCGUGUUCCGAAUGCGGGAGAUGUUUUGGAAGGAACAGCGACCUUUGUACACAUCGGAAAUCUCACGUCGUGAAGUGGACCUGCUCGGAAUGCGAGAAACCCUUCACGACGAAAAGGGACCUCGUCAGCCACCAGAGAACUCACACCGGUGAGGACUUUUCCUGUUCUCAGUGCGGAAAAAGUUUUGGAAGCAAGCACGGACUUACCGCACAUCGAAAGGCUCACAUGAGCAACUGGUCUUGCUCGGAGUGUGAGAAAACCUUCGUAACGCAAUUACAACUCAUCAAACACCAGAUCGUUCACACCGGAGAGAAGCCCUUCUCCUGUUCCGAGUGCAGCAAAAGUUUCUUCUGUAAACAGAGCCUCAGGAAUCACAUGCUGAUCACUCACGAGAAGCAGUUUUCCUGUCCGGAGUGCGGGAGAUGUUUCCCUUACCGAAAGUCUCUUCUUGACCACCAAGCCACUCACAUGGGCGACCCUCCUUACGCCUGUCCCAAGUGCGAGAAGUCAUUUGAUUCGAAGUCCGAAUUCACCCUACACCAGGCGGUCCACGACGGCGCGACGUUCCCGUGCUCGGAGUGCGACAAAUCGUUUCUUCGGAAGCCUCAACUCGUUAUACACCAAAGGAACCACACCGGCGAGAAGCCGUUUGCUUGUCCCGAGUGCGGCAGAGGCUUCACCUACAAAGCCCUCCUCAGAUCCCAUUUGAAGACCCACACCGGCGAGCCUUUACUUUCCUGCCCAGACUGCGGGAAGAAAAUACGGGGGAAAAAAAGUCUCGUCGUCCACCAGAGAAUUCACACGGGCGAGCGUCCUUUCCCCUGCCUCGAGUGCGGCAAGUCCUUCAAGGCCAAGUUUACGCUCACCGCCCACAAAAAGAUACACCUAGGAGAGAGGAGGUUUAAUUGUUCAGAGUGCGGGAAAUCCUUCUUGAGAAAACUGCAGCUUAUAACGCACCAGCGGACCCACACCGGUGAGAGGCCGUUCCCGUGUUCCGUGUGCGGCAAAAGCUUCGCUCAAAAAGGGACCCUCGAUUCCCAUUUUAAACUCCAUAUCGGAGAGAAGACGUUUUCUUGUUCGGAGUGCGGGAAAUCCUUCCUGAAAAAAUCGCAACUUGUAUCGCACGAGAGGAAACACACCGGCGAGAGGCCGUUCUUGUGUUCCGUGUGUGGGAAAAGUUUUACUCUAAAAUGGAGCCUCCAAACCCAUUAUAAGCUCCACCCUGGAGAGAAGCCAAUUUUAUGAUCCGAAUGCGGGAAAGGUUUUUAAAAAAAUUGGAAAAUGUUAGGCACCGGAAAAGUCACAUGGGUGAGCCUCCUUUUUCAAAGUGCGGGACACGUUUCAUGCAAAAAGAGGUUUUAGUUAAACAUCAGAAGGAACAAGGACACUGAAGGUGGAAAGAAACUGAAAAUGUUUGUUCAUAAAAUAUAUUGGAGCCUUGCGUGAUAUAGAUGAGGAGGACCCAAAGCAUGCCCAAAUGCUACAAGCACCAGACCAAUGAUGGAAGAGUCCAAAAAAUGCUUUAGUUUUUCAUACAAUAGUCAUAUAGCCUCAAACGUGUUUUGGGGGCCACACUCCCUUCAUCAGCAGUUUUUUUUUUUCCUCAGGCAAUUGGUGCAGGUACUCCCCCUUUUUGAGUUACCCCUUGUCUUUGCCCCCUACCCACCUCUGAGCACCAUCCCUUGGUUCCACCAUCUUCCCAUCUCUGAGCACCGGCCCUUGGUUCCACCAUCUUCCCAUCUCUGAGCACCGGCCCUUGGUUCCAACCCCUUCCCACCCCUGAGCACCGGCCCUUGGUUCAUACACCUUCCCACCUCUGAGCACCAGCCCUUGGUUCUACCCCCUUCCCACCUCUGAGCACGGUCCUUUGGUUCCAGCCACUUCCCACCUCUGAGCACCGCUGAUUUUGUGUUAGUAAAGGACGAUUCGCGCUUUUCUGUCUAUUACAGCGUGAUG